UUAAACUGAUGGAUGAUACCUGAUAAGCAAUCAAGUGGCAGAUGCUGCUCCUCAGCCCCCUACGCCCCCAUACGAUAACCACAGAGGGGUGAAAGCUGCUGCUGGCUGCACGCUGCCUGGUCCUGACCCGAUGUGAAGGAGCUGGGGGUGCACAGAGCACCUCACUUUGCUGCUUCCCUGCUUUGUUAAGUUGUAUUCUUAUUUUAUUUGAUGAGAACUUGGCUUCUCCUCCAGCUACCUCCUGGCAGCAGACAGAGCCGAGCGCUUUGUAGCCUGCCUAAGUCAGGGUCCCCUGGCAGCAGUACAAGACAAGAAGAUGUUUAUAGCUGGAGAUAAUUGCUCUUCCUGCAGUAGAAAUACUUAGAAGCCCCACUAAAUGCUCGUGUCUUAAUUGCAGAGGGAUUACUUGAAAAGAAACGCUUUUCCCUCUCCUUUUCCUCCCUCGCUCCUUCAGACAGUUUAAGGAGAGGAAGUUUCUGAAGUGCAUGGCUGGCUCCGUGCAUGGCUUUACUGCUUUAUCUUCCUCCAGACUUUAGCUUAGGAAAGAAUUUCAGACCUUAACCUAAAGGAAGGUCUUCUCUUUUGGCCAGAAUCAGAGAGUUUGCCAUUUGCAAGCUGGAAGCUCCGAUAGGAGGGAAAUGAGAGAGAUGUGCUUGCUCUAUUGUGAGCUAUUUGGGCUGCGUGAUGCCUUUAAGAAGGCACCUGCCUUUGCUGUCCCACAGCAAACAGUGAACAGUGCUCUGCUUCCACGCUGCUGUUAUUCCCCGAUGCAAAUAGUGGGACUGGUGGGGCUGGGAUUGGCUGUAGGAGGCACAUGCAAAUCACUCCGUUGGGUCUUUAUAACAAUUUAUUCUUUUUUUUGCUUUUUCUUUCUUUUCUUUUUGUUUUUUCUCCUUCCCUCAACACGCCAUGAAAGGGUUAAAAUUCCCAUGCAAAGGGGAGAAGAGGGCGAGGGGGUGUCCGUCUGAAUUUGAAUAGAUAUUCUUCCUUCUUUUGCUCUGUGUACUUUGACUCUGUUAAGGAGGAGACGAGGGAUCCUGUGCAAAGUUGGUUAUUCCCACUCUUUCCUUUCAGCUGUCCCCGAAGGAGAACGUGGCCCCGGGUGUGGUGGCAGCCAUCACUUCAAGGAGAUCAAGAUGAGCAGUGAUGCGGCGGAUUCCACAGACACCCGGCAUGAACCCGACCAAGUGGAGCCAGGAAGUGAGCAGAAUGGGCUGGACUUUAACAGGCAGAUUAAAACUGAAGACCUCAGUGACUCCUUGCAAUCUACAAUCCCCCCCAGGUCAGGACACCUUGUACAGGGAUCCUCAAUGAUGCCUGGAAGCCAGAUAGCAGGGGACAUGAGCUCUCUCCACACCCUGCAGCAGCUCGUGUUGCUUCCCGGCCACAUGCAGUCCGUCCCCCAGUUUCUCCUCUCCCAGUCCCAGGCAGGGCAGCAAGCCUUGCAGCCCAACAUCCUUUCCUUCCCCCAGCAGCAGGGCAGCCUUCUCCUCUCCCAGCCAGGACCCAGCCUGGCAUCACAGGCCGUGGGCCGCUCUGGGCUCCCUGGCUCAUCUGUUGAACCCCACCUGGAUGUACCCCAGCACCUGCAAGUGGCCAAACACCUCACUCCAUCCGGAGCAUCCGAGGAGCCCAGCGACCUGGAGGAGCUUGAGAAGUUCGCUAAGACUUUCAAACAAAGGCGGAUCAAAUUGGGGUUCACACAGGGCGAUGUUGGGCUUGCCAUGGGGAAGCUCUAUGGCAAUGACUUCAGCCAAACCACCAUCUCCCGCUUCGAGGCUCUCAACCUCAGCUUUAAGAACAUGUGCAAGCUCAAACCUCUGCUGGAGAAGUGGCUGAGUGACGCGGAAUCUGCUCCUUUGGAUUCCUCCAUGAGCACUCCCAGCUCCUACCCCUCCGUGAACGAGAUGUUCGGACGGAAAAGGAAGAAGCGAACCAGCAUUGAGACCAACAUUCGCUCCACGCUGGAGAAAAGAUUCCAAGAUAACCCCAAGCCCAGCUCAGAGGAGAUCUCCUUGAUAGCAGAGCAGCUCUCCAUGGAAAAAGAGGUGGUUCGGGUCUGGUUCUGCAACCGGCGCCAGAAGGAAAAACGGAUCAGUUGCCCCAUGCCAUCCCCCAUCAAAUCACCCAUCUACAACUCCAGACUGGUCUCUACCUCAGGGUCCUUGGGGCCCCUCUCUGUCAACCCGGUGCACAGCACCAUGCCUGGGACAGGGAACUCCAGCAGGCCCUCAUCCCCUGGCAGUGCCCUCCACGCCAGCAGCCCCAGCACAGCCCAGAGCAACUCUAAAGCUGCCAUGAACUCAUCCGGUUUCAACUCUUCAGGAUCUUGGUACCGAUGGAACCAACCUACCUACCUCCACUGAGACCGCUCCGUCCUGUGUACGAGGGGCUCUGACCUCCAGCUAUGGACCAACUACUCCAGGAUCAAUGCUUGGGGCAACAUCUGGCGGCACGGUGCCUUCCAAGCACUGCCCCAUGAAGGCCGUGCUUAGGGGAACCCUGAGCAGCAGAACUGCAGGGACUCAGCCUGACCUCCCCGAGGAUCUGAACACCGACAGUGACAUUUUAACUCUCUUCCAUGCAUUCAUUCACUCCAAGAACGAGCCCUUGCUUAGCUCUAUCAGCAUGAAACACUGCCCUCUGCUUGCAAACCUCUGCGCUCACACCGGACUGUCCAGCAAUCCCUCAUCUGGAAGGAUUCCUAUGUCAGGACCCUCUUUCCCCCCCCCCCAACUCAUUUCAGAGCUUCCCACGAGAAGGGUCUGCCAUGCUGUUAGUGUCACGCACACGUACCAAACCCCCCAAAACUGAGCCGAGUUCACCCAGUUCAUUUCACCAGAGACCCGUGUCUAAAUGGCAGCCUUGGUUUCCCAUUGGCUUCCAAGGCCAACGACUGUGCUUUACCCACCACUGCGCUUGCUUUGCUUUGAGCCCUUCUGCUUUAUUUCUGAUUUUUUUUUUCUUUCCUUUUUUUUUU
Messenger RNA from Coturnix japonica (Japanese quail), 2980 nucleotides. RefSeq names its product POU class 2 homeobox 3 (gene POU2F3). The record is from RefSeq and is a predicted model, not a curated record. Gene Ontology annotation, cellular component: nucleus. Gene Ontology annotation, molecular function: RNA polymerase II cis-regulatory region sequence-specific DNA binding; DNA-binding transcription factor activity, RNA polymerase II-specific. NCBI's taxonomy places the organism in Eukaryota, Metazoa, Chordata, Aves, Galliformes, Phasianidae. Gene Ontology annotation, biological process: regulation of transcription by RNA polymerase II.